Molecule: messenger RNA, 384 nt
Organism: Salvia splendens (bonfire salvia)
Lineage: Eukaryota; Viridiplantae; Streptophyta; Magnoliopsida; Lamiales; Lamiaceae
Exons: 1
Coding region: 1-384 (127 amino acids)
Source: RefSeq, a predicted model, not a curated record
AUGCCAAAUUAUGUAAAUUGGAAACGUAAUUUGGAUAUUUUUCUCAUCGCUGAUGAUUAUAAGUUUGUGCUUGAUACCGAUUGUCCCGCUAAACACGCUGAAAAUGCUCCAGAGGAAGAGAAGGUCGUGUAUAAGAAAUGGAUGAAAGGAAAUGAGAUGGCGAAGUGCUACAUUUUGGCUUCUAUGUCAAAUGUGCUUCAACAUCAGCAUAAUUCCUAUCAAUUUGCUUAUGAAAUCAUGGAGAACCUUCAGUCCCUAUUUGGGACUCAGAGUCGAUCUGCUAGGUCUCUAGCGAUCAGGAGUCUCAUGAAUAAGACUAUAAAGGAGGGCACACCAAUCAGGGACCAUAUCCUUGAAAUGAUGCGUCACCUCAAUCAAAUUUAG